Seriola dumerili (greater amberjack) is the source of this 1342-nucleotide messenger RNA. Its product is annotated as ubiquitin-conjugating enzyme E2 2-like. Gene Ontology annotation, cellular component: nucleus. The transcript is spliced from 7 exons. The record is from RefSeq and is a predicted model, not a curated record. Gene Ontology annotation, biological process: ubiquitin-dependent protein catabolic process; protein polyubiquitination. The coding region runs from base 369 to 812 and encodes 147 amino acids. Gene Ontology annotation, molecular function: ubiquitin conjugating enzyme activity. Lineage: Eukaryota; Metazoa; Chordata; Actinopteri; Carangiformes; Carangidae.
AGAGUGAGACCUCCUGCUCCCGGUGCUCUGACAGCUGUGUGUAACGGAAGACAUUUUGAGCUGCUGCGGUCGGUCUGCUCCGUUAUUCGAGUGUCAGCCUGAAGUCGGGGCUGACGUGUUGGAGAGUCGGUCUCCAGACUAAGCCGUACUCGGUGAAAAAAGACGCGGUUCAAAGAAAACGGUCGUAGUUUAUCGGCGUAUGUGUAGCCCAGCUAGCUAGCUUAGCGCCUCAAAAGCUAGCAAAGUCCUAGAUGCUAGUUAGUUAGCGUCACCUAGCUGGCCUGCCCUCCUCCUCCUCCUCCUCCUCUUCCUCCUCCUCCUCCUCCUUCUUCACCUCCUCCUCGACAGCCGGUCCCUCACCAGACACAAUGGCUUUAAAACGAAUUUCCAAGGAGCUGACCGAUCUGUCCAGAGAUCCUCCGGCUCAGUGCUCGGCCGGGCCCGUCGGUGAAGACAUGUUUCAUUGGCAAGCUACUAUAAUGGGGCCUCCUGACAGUCCCUACCAGGGUGGAGUAUUUUUCCUGACUAUUCAUUUCCCUACAGAUUAUCCCUUCAAACCACCCAAGGUCGCCUUCACAACCAGAAUCUAUCACCCAAAUAUUAACAGUAACGGCAGCAUCUGCUUGGAUAUAUUGAGAUCACAGUGGUCUCCAGCAUUAACUAUCUCAAAAGUCCUUUUGUCCAUUUGUUCUCUGUUAUGUGACCCAAACCCUGACGACCCGCUAGUGCCAGAGAUCGCCCGCAUCUACAAAACAGACCCUGUUAGGUACAACAAGACAGCUCAGGACUGGACCCAGAAAUACGCCAUGUGAUCCUCCCCUCCUCCUCCUCACUGCUGGAAUAAACUGUUUGAUUUCCUCAUGUGGCCACGCCCCCUCUCAUCAGACAAUAACAGCAAUUUGUUCACGUUGUUUUCUCCCCAUCCUCAAUUUUAACGCUUUUAAAUCCUUCCUGCCCCGAAGGGCCGAGGACUCUGAGCUGUGAAUGUGCCAACCGCAAAACAAAAACCCCGAUCCAGAGCGGGCUCCCUGCAGACCGCCUGAAGACAGACCUGUUACAAUAAUAAACUGCAGGAGAGAAUGAAUAUAUAAUAAUAAUAAUAAUAAUUUAAUGCAUGUCAGUGAUUGGUUCCUGUGCUGCUGAGAACAGAUUCUCCUCGUCAGCUUUUCUCUGGUUUGUUCUGUUGUUGUGUUUUUGUUUUUAGAGACGAGCCGUUAGUUCAUCCGUCACCUCCACACUGUUCUCCUCUUUUUGCACUGAAGACGAAACUCCAGCUCUCGACGGCUGAUCGAUCAACUAAUCGCUCUGUCCUGUUUUUCUCAAUAAAGUCGAACAAAUUGCA